UUUUUCUACAACUGUAUGUUUCCAGCAAACACCUCAGGAAGGCACUACGUGGUUUGUGCCACAAGGCGGCGCAGUGCGCGGGAAAACUACCGUCACAGUGAGCCCAGUGCAGCGCCCAGUGAUAUGGAAGGGAGGAGUGGCCGUAAGGUGAAGGCUUCUAGUCGUGACACCUCAAAUGAGAAGAAACUUUUCAAAGCGAUAUAUAUAAAUCGCUUCGGAAAACACAGCUCAGGGACAGUCUUACAAUAUGGGCUUCGGUCCGGAGACAAGAAGGUCCUAAUUUCUGUGGCAGGGGAAAACCAGGCUAAGAGACAGCAUGGGAACCUGAGGCGCAGUAGGAAAGCGGGGAGUAAAGGAACCGCGUCCCCUGAGAUCCCGCUGUUGCGGCCUAAACACGGAUCCUGGAUUGAGACUUCAACAAACCGAGAAAGAGGCAAUCAGCAUACAAAUGUACAUAAGUGGGGUGAGCAUACCGCAGAUAUAAAUGGCAGACACAAAGGCAAAUCUCAUAAUAAAGAGAGAAAAGUCUUGGAUGACCAAUUCCGUUUGAAGCGAGGGGAACCAGCACGGCACAAUGGGACACCUGCAACAUGCAGUCAGAAUGUUAAGUUGGACAAGCACCAUAGUGUAUUACAUGUUAUUGCAAAAAUGUUAGAAGAAAAUGAACAACUGAGACAGAGACUUCAUGACUGCAGUCAAAAAUGCACCCAAUAGAAAGAAAAUAGUCUGAAUCCUGCCCUGAAUCCUGCACUGAAGAAGUCGACAAACUUUAGUUACAUUCAAGUCCACUGCAUUGUUGGUUCUCUACCCCCUUUACAUUGAGUAACAGAGUUAUUGCCACAACCUUUUCAGCUAGCUAAGCCAGCUGCACCAUAUAUAUACAUGAAAUGGCAUGUUUAGUUAAUAUGUUUUGAAGGGACCAUAGUGUCAUAGGAAACCAUGCAGGCUGCUAACAUGGUAAAACUACUUUUGAGGUUUAGUUCCACAGUUUUUUGUUUACAGUAUUUUUUGUAGUGUUUUCAGCAGAUUGUAAGUUAUAAUUAUGAUAAAUUAUUUUGUUUGCAGUUUA
Xenopus tropicalis (tropical clawed frog) is the source of this 1069-nucleotide messenger RNA. RefSeq lists its product as uncharacterized. The record is from RefSeq and is a predicted model, not a curated record. The transcript has 5 exons. Bases 16 to 714 code for a protein of 232 amino acids. NCBI's taxonomy places the organism in Eukaryota, Metazoa, Chordata, Amphibia, Anura, Pipidae.